Messenger RNA from Aspergillus alliaceus, 2103 nucleotides. RefSeq lists its product as uncharacterized. Lineage: Eukaryota; Fungi; Ascomycota; Eurotiomycetes; Eurotiales; Aspergillaceae. Bases 1 to 2103 code for a protein of 700 amino acids. The transcript is spliced from 2 exons. The record is from RefSeq and is a predicted model, not a curated record.
AUGUUUGAGAAGUUGAACUUGAUUCUAAACAGCACAGAUCUUCCCGAAUAUUUGAUACGUCGCCUUCGUGCAUUCAAGGAUGACAGUAUGGAUGCAGGCGAUAUUAUACGCAACUUGCGGCAUAGUAAGUCACAUUAUGGAGAAGAAGAUAUUGAAUACUGGAAAUCCAAGGCACCCAGUCGAGGGCGAGAAGAUCUGGAGAGGCUGGAUGACAGGUAUCCCCGAAUCAUGCGGGCUCUCGACCGUUUAACGCCAUUCCCAGGUCUCUGGGCCGAUAUCUCUUUCGCAUUCCCCAGGCGGCUGGUCGAAUGUGCUUGUCCAAUGGAGAUUUGCAACUACCUCAAUUCAAUCUAUGGUAUUUGGUCGACCGCAUUUGAAGAAGAAUCCAUCCAUGUUGACGUCAACUCGGUCCGCCUCGUAGAAAACUUAAUGCCAGAAUCCACUGCUGACAAGCAGCUUAUAGAAUCCUUAAUGGACAAUGGUACACUCUUUCCUUCCCUUGGCGAUGAAAAUAUUCGAAAAAGCGUCCUACAACGUCUUCUGGAAACAAAGGGCAGGAUAUUGAGCCUGCACUCGCUGGUACAGGACACACUAUUUAUACAGCCCUGUGCCAAAGCAUUGCGACAGCUUGUCCCCCCGGCAUUUCUUGACUUGAGAGACGCUCUGAUGCGCAGGCUUGAGACCCAUGAGGCUGCCUGGACUAUUCAAGUGUCAGAGACCGUGGCUGAAACCUUCACCGCUGACCUUGAUUCCUCCUCACUCGCGUGCGAUGGGAGCAUAUGCGCUGUGGCAUAUGUACAAUUAUGGCUCUUUGCAAUGCGCUACAUUGAAAAUCUUACCAGUGCAACCCUCCCUGGCCGUCAGAAAGAGUUCUGCGAUGAGAAUCAUAUAUACCGGGAAACACGGCAAGAGUCAAGCCAUGAACUUGCUAUACUAGCACAAACAUUGGGGUUUGACUCUCCCCAGAUUCGCUCGCUCUGUAAAAAGAGGUCCGCGAAAUCUAGCGCUCGGGCCUUCCUUACUGGUCGACGGCCUGCGGAACGCUAUGAUUACCCCCGACAUUGGCUUGACAAGGCACCUGAGAAGAUUGUCGAUAUACUGAAACUGCCAAUGGACAAAACGUCCAAGUCACCUGCCAUGCCAUCUCUCAGCUUUGAAGGGAAUGGGCAAUUACCGGUAGUCCAAAAACGUUGUGGGCUCCCGUCAUGGACAACAUACCAGAAAAACCGGCAAUUCUUGUUUGUUCCCCAUGUUUAUAGCCCGACCCAAAUUUCAGGGGAACACCCAUCGUCAUUUGCUAUUCUGCGUGACAUAAUAUUUUCCUUCUUUGGCCGACAUCUGUUUCCGGCAGGAAUAAAGGCACCAUGGUUGGAUACAGCAACAGAGCCGCAUGCAAGCCCAACCAGGGACAAUCCUGGUCUUUCGCAUGAACCAGUAUCACUGGUUCAACAAGAAUCCUGUCGCAGCCUCACACCUGAGUCUCUAUCACCAGUUUCACUUGAACCCCACCCUCCAGGAACGCCACCUAACCCAGGUGCACUGCCGCCAAAUCAAUUGGAAGCGGAAUUACCUUCUCCGGUACAUCAGGAGGAAACCUCGCUGGCACUGGUUCUAAGACCUCCACUAGCGGCCGGCUUCGAGGAUGACGCCUGCAUUGCUCCAUUGGGGCAGCGGACUUUCAUGACUCACCACCGUGGCGCAGAUGAGAUCUUAACCACUUGGAACCGCUGUCAUGACUCGUCUUUAGCAGUGUUUUACUUCUUUAAAACACGACAGUAUUGCAAAUUCCAACUCAACCACCCAAACUUAGAUGAACACCUCCGAGACUUCAUGGAUCCAAUUUCGAAUGACCAUUACUUCGCUGAUAUUAACAGUGGGUUGAUUCACUCAGAUGACGUUAUACAACACAUCCAUCAGGUACCCCUGAUCCUUGUGUACACCGAUUUCGAGCACAAAAAUCCACCAAAUUUUGGCUUCAGGGACUAUGUUUGUUCAUUUGAUGUUAAGACCGGGAAAAGACAGCAGCGUGAAGGGGAAGAUACUUCAAGCCCUGAGGGUAAACGGCGCACUAAAGCAUGGUCACGCCAGAGCUCUGAGUUAUAA